UCAUGUUGCUAUGAUUAGAAAAGACACGGCAAACAAUAUUUUAGAAAAUUAUUAAUAUUUGCCAAAUUAUUGUCAGGGGAAAUGUAUAGCUGGAAUCAGUGAUUCAACAACAUUCUAAUCUAUAUGUCGAAACAAAGAAAAACGUGAUUUUCUUUUAUUAAACGGCAGGUGAACAGGUGCAUGUAAUGCUAUUACGCCUAAUUCAAUUUGUUGUAAGAUAUGCCAGGAAUUUCAUGGAGUAGUGUAUGCUGAUUGGUAUUCAGUAGCUGUUUCAAUCGAAGCCAAACCAAGAGCAGCUCCGUAAAAUCAGCACAAGAUGUUUUCCAAGAAGAAGAAGAAGCCUCUGAUAUCACCUCCCAGUAAUUUUGAGCACCGGGUCCACACUGGGUUUGAUAAGAGAGAAGGAAAGUUUGUGGGACUGCCCUUGCAAUGGGCUUCACUUGUCGGAAAUAAUCAGAUUCUAAAGUCAACAAAUCGGCCCUUGCCUUUGGUCGAUCCAUCAGAAAUCACUCCCACCGAAAUAUUGGAUUUAAAAACAGUUGUAAGAGGAGACCACAGAAUUACACCAGUAUCUUCAAUUUCCCGCCCAAUGUCCAACAUAAAUGUGCCACAGCAAAUACCAAAUGGAGUUAUCUUGCCGAAGACAUCAAAUGUUGCCCGAUCAAAUUCAUUAAGAAGUACCAGUCCUCCUCGAAUCAGGAGGGACUUAAGAAACCAGGCAAAUGUCCCUCCGUCAGUUCCAGAAGAGAUGCCUCCCGUGCCCCCUGCCCCCCAGCAGUACCCUAGCUUACGAAGAGACCACAGCAGUAACUACACUCUGAAUGACUAUAACAAUGCUGUUGAGACUCCUGCAGAAUGGUCUAAACCUGAAAAUCAGGCUGUAGUGAGAGAUCUAAGAGAUGUCACCAAUCACAACACUGGAUCCUCAUACCCUGUUAUACAAAAUGCUAAUAUACAAAAUGCAAAUGUGCCAUUCCAUCAACACAACCACCCCACUCACCCGAUGCAUCAUGGCUCAAAUGGAAACAGUAUUCACAUGGCCGGCGAGAUGCAAGGCUCCUUUGGCAGUGCACUAUCAGCGCGACAGCCUCCCGGGGCGGCGGCGGGGGCGCUCCCUCUCAACGCUUCCAAACACGAGCUUCGUCUGACGCACGAGCAGUUCCGUGCUGCUCUGCGAUUGGUCGUCAGCGAAGGGGACCCGCGCGCCACGCUCACAGGCUUCGCGCGGAUCGGCGAGGGCAGCACGGGCGUGGUGUGCGCGGCCACGGACACGCGCACGCGCCGGCGCGUCGCCGUCAAAAUGAUGGACCUCAGGAAGCAGCAGCGACGGGAGCUGCUGUUCAAUGAAGUGGUGAUAAUGCGCGACUACCCGCACCCCAACAUAGUCGAGAUGCACGCGUCGUACCUGGUGGGCGACGAGCUGUGGGUGGUGAUGGAGUACAUGGCCGGGGGAGCGCUGACCGACAUCGUGACCCGCGCGAGGAUGGAGCCCGAGCAGAUCGCCACCGUGUGCAAGCAGUGCUUGAAGGCAUUAUCAUUCCUCCACGGCCAAGGCGUCAUACACAGAGAUAUCAAGUCUGAUUCCAUACUCAUGACGGCCGACGGUCGCGUCAAACUGUCCGAUUUCGGAUUUUGUGCUCAAGUUUCACAGGAGUUGCCAAAACGUAAAUCACUGGUGGGGACGCCAUAUUGGAUGUCACCGGAAGUGAUAUCGAGACUGCCCUACGGGCCGGAAGUGGACGUGUGGUCUCUGGGCAUCAUGCUGGUAGAGAUGGUGGACGGAGAACCGCCAUUCUUCAAUGAGCCGCCUUUGCAGGCCAUGCGCCGCAUCCGCGACAUGCCGCCCCCUCGGCCGCGCAACUCGGCGCGCUGCCCGCCCGACCUGCUGUCGUUCGUGGAGUGUGCUCUAGUGAGGGACCCGGCGCUGCGGCACGCGGCCGCGCGGCUGCUCACGCACGCCUUCCUGCGCCGCGCCGGCCCGCCCGCCGUGCUCGUGCCGCUCAUGCAGCAUCAGAAUGCCAACCAGUGAGUCCGACUGCUGAAGUAUCGAUUGAAACGAAUACGAGUAUGGGAGAAAGCCUGAAGAUUUUACCUUA
Molecule: messenger RNA, 2096 nt
Organism: Plutella xylostella (diamondback moth)
Lineage: Eukaryota; Metazoa; Arthropoda; Insecta; Lepidoptera; Plutellidae
Gene: mbt
Product: serine/threonine-protein kinase PAK mbt
Biological process (GO): protein phosphorylation
Molecular function (GO): protein serine/threonine kinase activity; ATP binding
Source: RefSeq, a predicted model, not a curated record